This is a messenger RNA of Episyrphus balteatus (marmalade hoverfly), 2271 nucleotides long. Its product is annotated as protein phosphatase 1L. Gene Ontology annotation, biological process: protein dephosphorylation. The coding region runs from base 432 to 2000 and encodes 522 amino acids. The record is from RefSeq and is a predicted model, not a curated record. Gene Ontology annotation, molecular function: protein serine/threonine phosphatase activity; cation binding. Lineage: Eukaryota; Metazoa; Arthropoda; Insecta; Diptera; Syrphidae. The transcript has 6 exons.
GUGAAAAAAAAAAAUAUUAAAAAUAAGAAGAAAAAACAAAAAAAUAUAUAAACUGGAAAUAAACUCAAUAAAAUAUAUAGAUUUUCUUUUUUAUAAAACAAACAUACAUAAUUUCCUACGAAAUUUUUAGGCUGUGGAGAAUUCUUUUCAAGAAAAAAUUCAAGUCAUAUUUUUUAGUUGUCAACUUUAUAUUCUUUUGGGUAAACAAUAAAAAAUAAACAGUAAUUUUGAUAAGUACACAAAACAAAAAAUUAUAUUCCCAAUUUUUGUUCACAACGUGUGUAGUUUUUUUUUUUUGUGCAUAUUUUUCAAUUAAACUUUGCCCAAAGCCGGUUUCUCCAAAAAGACACAUCGGAUCCUUCUUUGGGAAUCCGACAAAAAUUCCAAGUCCUUUUCGACGACCGACACAAUCCGCAAAAUUAUCCCUUUUAAUGGAUGAUGAGCUUGAGGACAAGGUCUUUUACCAAACAUACGUCUCCCACAUGAAGAUUCUGUCCAAAUUUGCCGUCGGCCUCUCUUCGAUUAAUUCCCCGCUGGCUUACGUGUGGAAACUAUGCCGUUUAUAUGUCCUUCGUCCGGAAGUCAUUUUCUGUGGCAUUAUUCUUUUCAUAUUUCUUGUUUAUUUGCAAGCGGUUGAUGUUUGGGGUCGUGGACUGCUCGGCCGACUGCAGGCGACUUUGGGUCGCCAGAAGGCGAAUCGAAUGAAACUGAUUGAUGGAUCUGGAUCGGCAGAUCAUCAAUGUUGGGAGGAGGUGCAGCAACAGAGUUCGGCGUUUGCUAUACUCGGAAGAAGACCUCGAAUGGAAGAUAGAUUUAUCAUUGAAGAAAAUGUAAACAACGAUACAGGCAUAUCAUUUUUUGCCGUCUUUGAUGGACACGGUGGUGAAUUUGCUGCCGAUUUUGCCAAAGAUAUUUUAGUGAAAAACAUUUAUCACAAAAUCACCGAAACAGCUGCACUCUUAAAAAAUGGUGGAGAUCAACUUGCAGUUAAUAACACUAAUAAUACAAGUGACUAUGAAAAUAGUCCCUACCUCAAAAGGAAGUCCAGUCGAAAAGAUGAAAAUAAUAAAGAAAACGAUACAUCAGCAUCAAUUCGACGAAAAGACAGCCUACGCAAAUCACUAAGUACAACAGAUGACUGCUCAUCGCCAAAACAAAAUAACACACAACGUGAAACAGAUGUUUUUACAUCCAAACUUAAUUCCCUAAUUCGUCCCCUGGGCAAAGACAACCUCUUUAACAUUAGCAACAAUGCAAAAGAUGCUGGUAGCAAACCAGCUCCACCAACCAGUUUCGAUGCAAAAUGUUACAUUGAAAAUGGUAAAAUAAAUUUCGGCAAAAUGAUUACCGACGAAGUGUUGGCGGCUGAUUAUAAACUUGUAGAAGCAGCUAAAAAAUCGACAAAUAUAGCUGGAACAACAGCACUGAUUGCCAUCAUACAGGGCAGCAGACUGAUUGUUGCAAAUGUGGGCGACUCAAGGGGUGUCAUGUGUGAUUCACGAGGUGUGGCGAUACCACUGUCUUUCGAUCACAAACCACAACAGGUUCGCGAAAGAAAACGAAUACACGAUGCUGGUGGAUUUAUCGCAUUCAGAGGUGUAUGGCGUGUUGCUGGCAUUUUGGCCACAUCACGAGCGCUCGGUGAUUAUCCGUUAAAAGACAAAAAUCUAGUCAUAGCAAAUCCAGAUAUAUUAACAUUCGAAUUAAACGAUCAUAAACCGACAUUUUUAAUUCUUGCCUCAGAUGGCCUCUGGGAUACAUUCUCAAAUGAAGAGGCUGUCGCUUACAUCAAAGAGCAUAUCCACGAAGCCGAUUAUGGAGCCAAGAGUCUAGCCAUGCAGUCCUACUAUCGUGGCUCUGUAGAUAAUAUAACAGUCCUAGUUAUUCUAUUUAGAAAUGGCGUUUAUAAAAUCGGCAGCAAUGCAGCGUCACCUGUAAUCUCAUCGCCCACAAAUUCUGCUGGGUCGACGUUAAAUAAAAAUGCACCAAGCUCAAAAUAAUAGCAGAAGAAAUGACUUUUUUCUAAAAAUUUAUUUAUAACAAAAAAGAAAGUAAUUUGAUCUUUUUAAAUUCUAUGUUUUUCUUUGUUUUCUUUUUUUGUUUUAAAUUAUUUAUAUUUGUUACCUAUUUUAAGGACUAAAUUAUUAUUAUUAUUUGAAAACAAGCGAUUUAAACUAGCAAAGCAGCGAGAAACGAAACAAAUAUACAGGCUUAGGAUGCAUAAAAUAAAUGUUUAAGUAAUCAAAAUAAAUUAAAGAAAUGACAAUGGAA